AUGGGCUGCAGUGCAUCAACAGGAACAGUAAGUUCUGUCAAUUUUCAUAUUCCUGCCGAAAUAAGUUCACCCACACAUCCUCACCAUUCUCAAGACCGUACUAUGAACGGAGAAAAAGAGAAGCAACGUACACAAGUGCAAGAUCUUGUACAAAAUUUUCUUCUCCUUUGGCUCGAUGGUAACUUGAACGAGUCAAACGAAGAUUUUCGCAAUUCAAUUACGGAAUUACGACGAACUGUCGACACUAUUGAGACAUUUCGUGAUGCUGAUGAAUGUCUUAAAUAUAUUUCAGGUUUUAAAAAUGAAAAAGCUUUUCUCAUUAUAUCUGGAGCUCUUACGGGAAAUGUUGUACCACGUACUCACGACAUGUCUCAAAUUUAUGCAAUCUAUAUCUUUUGUCGCAAACAAUCAAAGUAUGAACAAUGGGCAACAAAAGAGUGGCCUAAAGUAAGAGGUGUGUUCACGGAAAUCGACUCCAUUUGCGCCUCUGUUCGACAAGCAGCUCUAGAAUGUGGUGAUGAUGCUGCUGCAAUUACUGGUGAAAUAGAACCAUCAUUUAUGUAUACAACGCUGUUCAAAGAAAUUAUACUUGAAAUUGAUUUUAACGAAAACAUUACAAUUCCAGAUCUUGCCAAUUAUGCUCCUCUGCCUCCAAAUCAUCCAGAUUUGGCCAUCAUUAUGAGCAAGAUCGGUUCGGUGCACAAUAACAUGAGUGACUACGCGAAAGCACUUGAAUUUUACGAAAAAGCACAUCAAAUCUACGAAAAAGCUCUGCCCCCGACUCAUCCGUCAUUGGCUAUUUCGUACAGCAACAUCGGUCAAGUGUAUAACAACAUGGGUGACUACUCGAAAGCACUUGAAUUUUACGAAAAAGCACAUCGAAUAAAAGAAGAAGCUCUACCUCCGAGUCAUCCAGAUUUGGCUAUCACUAUCAGCAAAAUCGGUUCAGUAUAUAACACCAUGGGUGACUACUCGAAAGCAUUUGAGUUUUACGAAAAAGCACAUCAAAUAAAAGAAAAAACUCUACAUUCGAGUCAUCCCUCAUUGGCUAUUUCGUAUAGCAAUAUCGGUCAAGUGUAUAAUAACAUGGGUGACUACCCGAAAGCACUUGAGUUUUAUGAAAAAGCACAUCAAAUAAAAGAAAAAGCUCUGCCUUCGAAUCAUCCCGAUUUGGCGAUUGGUCACUUGAAUUUUGCCGCAUGUUACGAAAGAAUGGGUGAGUACACAGCAGCUCUUAAAGUUCUUCAAACUGCUUUUGAAAUUCAACGAAAAACAUUUGAAGAAAAUAAUCCAGUUUUUGUCUCAACAUAUUCUGGAUUUGGAAGAGUUUAUCGCUUUAUGAAAGAUUACUCUAGAGCACUUGAUUACUUUGAAAAGUGUCUCACAAUAGAUCAAAGAAUACUACCUGAAAGACAUCCGAAUUUAGGUAUAACAUACAGUAAUGUUGGUGAUGUUCAUCGAUUGAUGGGUGAUUAUGAAAAGGCACUCUCUUUUCAUCAAAAAGCAUUAAAUAUUCAAGAAAAUGUUCAAUGUAAUCCUCUUCAAUUUGGGACCACAUAUACUAAUUUAGGUAAAACAUAUCGUGAAAUGGAAGAUUAUCCCAUGGCAUUGUCAUAUUUUCAAAAAGCAUUAGAAAUACGAAAAAAGAAAUUACCAAAAAAUCAUCCUGAUUUAGCUAUAAUCUAUCACAAUUUGGCGAAAGUAUAUUUGGCUACUCAAGAAUAUAGUAUAGCAAUGAACAAUGUACAGCAAGCGAUCGAAAUUGCUCAAGAAAAAUUACCUUUGAAUCAUCCUCAUCUUUUGGACUAUAAGGAAACAUUUAAAAAAAUUGCAAAGAAAGUGUAA
This is a messenger RNA of Rotaria sp. Silwood1, 1845 nucleotides long. The record is from the annotation of a GenBank genome assembly. Lineage: Eukaryota; Metazoa; Rotifera; Eurotatoria; Philodinida; Philodinidae.